GACCUUCAAGUGCUCAAUAACCUUUAUCAGUGGACGAUACCACUGAAGCGUUACUUCAAGGUUACCUUGGUGUCACUUCUGUGCUGUUCAUGAUUUAUUGUUUACGGGAUUUUUAGUUCCCAACCUGUUCAAGAUAACAAUAAAAUUUCAGCCUGCGACUCGGUGCCCUUUGUAAGUUCAUGGAUAAAGUAAUCCUGACUGAUGUCAUGCUGAAAGUUCCCAACUUUGGGGAAAUUUUGAUGAAAAACCCAAAAGUCAGGGAAAAUUUUGGGGAAAAAUGCAAAAUUUCCCCAAAAUUGUGAAAAAAUUUGAGGUUUUAUUAAUAAAUGUAAGCCAUUUCCCCAAAGUUUACUAUGGCGGCUUCCCCAAAGUGGGUCAAAUUUUCCCCAAAACUGGGAGAUUGGGUAUGUUUGUAUGCUUUCAAGGAUAGAGGUCAAAGUACGGAUGCGUACUCAUAGGUGUUCGGAGCACCACUCUCUUAAUUUUACAUCUAUCGUGAUUUUCCUUUCAUAUGAGUUAAUUAACACAUUACAGGAAAGCGUUUUUAUUUGAGUAACAUCAUUCAUAGGAAUUUUGCAAGUUAGUUCAUGUUUUUUAUAUUUUUAGGCAAAGAAACAAUCGUAUUAUUUGUUUAUACGAUAUUGAUGAGUAAUCUAUGUUUAGGUCGCGUAUCAACCUCAUUUUUAUCUCGUUUCAUAAACUCCCCAAUCAGUUCCAUACUACAUCCAACAAAGUGAGAAGCUUGGCGAAAAUCCCCGUUAGUCCAGUAACAUAUCAAGUUUUUUUAGGUGGACUUUCUUGUGGAAUUUUUGCAAUUGCUUGGAUUUCAAAGUCUAAGAAGCCGCGUAUCAUUACACUAGAGGAACUUGCUCAGCAUAACUGUAAGGAACGGGGAGUUUGGGUCUCUCUUAAAGGUAAAGUAUACGAUGUUACGAGUUUUGUUGACGAUCAUCCUGGGGGUGACAAAAUUCUUUUGGCCGCUGGGUCUGACGUCUCUUCAUUCUGGUCCGUUUAUGCAUUUCACUAUCAGAGUCAUGUUUUGAAAAUACUAGAGAAGUACUAUAUUGGAGAACUUGACAAAUCGGACUUUGUCGAAGAAGAAGACAAUGAAGAUAUAUAUAGUUCUGAUCCUCAGAGAAAUCCGGAUUUGAAAGUGGUUUCGCAGCGUCCUUUUAAUGCGGAAACUCCUCUUUCAUCAGUAUGUAGCAACCCAAUAACUCCUACUGAUUUAUUUUUUGUAAGAAACCACCUUCCUGUUCCUGAUGUUGAUCCUGAGACAUAUAGACUUGAAAUAGCUUCUUCGGUUAUAAAAGUUAACAAUCAAUCACUGAAUUUGUCUUUAAAAUUACAAGAUAUUCUAAAGAAUUAUCCUCGUAAAAGUUUAGUAUCCACCAUUGUUUGCGCUGGGAACCGACGAUCAGAUAUGAUCAAGUAUGAUAUAAAAAAGGCUGAAUUAGAAGAACAUAGUCCUUAUGUGAAAGGCUUAUCGUGGUCUGAGGGAGCGAUUUCUACGGCAGAGUGGACUGGUGUACUGUUAGUGGACUUAUUGGCUUAUCAUCUGUUACCUUCAAACCAAAGAACAAACUAUCAAGCACUCUACGAAUUGCUUAAAAAUGCAGGUGUACGUCACGUUCGAUUUGAUGGACUGGAUAUAGAUCCUACUGGUGGAGCUUUUGGUUCAUCGCUACCAAUUGAUUUAGCUUUAGAUCCUCAGAGGGAGGUAAUCAUUGCUUUUAAAAUGAACAAUAAGCCAUUAACUCGGGAUCAUGGUUUCCCAUUGAGAAUUAUCAUACCUGGUUCUAUUGGAGCUCGUCAAGUUAAAUGGCUAGGUCAAAUACGGUCCUACUUGCAUGUUAUAUAUCCUUAUUAUUGUCGUCUAACAACUCACUAUUCUUGGUUUAAUAACUCUUAAAAGAUCAAAAAUUCUCACUGUAGAUUAAAUGUAGAAGCUGCUAUAUUUCUUGUUAAUUCAUGUUUUCUUGUACAGUUCUGAAGACGUUUCAACGAAAAAAAAUUCCCUGAGCUGUAUAAUCAUGUUUAUUGUUAACUUUUUACAUUUGAUAGUUAUGAUACGUUAAAGGAAUGUUACGUCAUCAAACAAACUUAUCAAAAACAGUCAAACGUAUCCAUGUGUGAAUGUAAAACUCGACAAUAAUGAAAUGUUUUUUCAUUAGUUAAUAAAGAAAUCAGAGAUUAUUAACAAAUUUCAAAUAUUGACUAUAAUAGCCUAUGAAUAAAAGGGUAUCACUUUAAAGUAAUUAAAAUUAUCGAGAGUUUUCAACUAUUGAGUAAAAUUAGUAUCGCGAUCAAAAAUUAUUUAAGAAUUAAGUGAUAUAAUAAUUACAAAAACAAUAAGAAAUAAUAAUUCAUAAAUUCAUUGCAAAGGAAAACUGCGGAGAGAGAGACAAAGAAUAAAGUAAUAAUUAUCAAUUAUGAUUUGCAAAGUUAGGAGGGGUGCUAAAGUAACAAAAGAAUAAGGGAUUGAACAUGACUCCUUUAUGCACAAAAGUUAGGUUUGAAAUAGUGAGUUGUUGUAACUUCAAUUGUGCAUAAAUUCUUCAUCUAAACCUUCUUCGAGCCAGCUGUUUCGACUUAAAAUCUUAGUAACUCGUUACUGUGUUAUUGAAGCGUAAACAGUAAUCUUGAAACUUACUUUUAUCUUAUCCAUCAGUUUGUUUUCUAUCUGGUAUAUAUAUAGCUUACAUAAGCGUUAUCACUUCAUAUAUGUCGUUACGAUUAAUAGAUCAUAUUUAUGAAUAUUUGUUGAAAUGACAUCGUCCUUAUUGGAUUAUGUCUAUUUUAAUUUUAAUGUUUUGAUGACUGUUAAAUCGCUUGAAGCUAUAACAAUACAGUAAUUAAGAUUAUUGUUAGCAAUUGUUUACUUGUAAGGACUUUUUUUUAGUGUUUUGAUUAGAUUUUUUGUCUUUAGACUACCCAAUGUAUGAGUAACGUUAAGCAUUUUUCUCGUAUUGUUGGGUGUGAUCUCAAGCUUUAGUUGUGUUUUUGAAUUUUGAAUAUCAAUUAUAAUUGAGAGCUGGAUUUGUAUUUCAUGUCUAUAAUUUUAAUUGAUAUUUAUUGUUUGUUUGUAUCUUCCCAUUGAUGUUAAGGACUUCAAUUGAUAAUCAGUCUCUCUUAACAUUUAUGUAUCCUGUGUGGAUUACCUUGAUAUAGCCAGUUAAUCACAGGGAUUUUAGGGAAAGAUGGAUAAUAGCCAGUGUUGAAAUCCGUCCGUUUUGGGAUUCUUCAGCCGGAUUUACCUGCAUCCUAGAGUUGAUGUUCACUCAGGAUCUCGUAAUCAGUACCUUUCGCUACGAAGAAAAUCGCUCUACCCACUUUUCUACUGAGUUUAUAUAUAAACUGGCUUGUGCAAUGAGGGGAAUUUUGAUUCUAAUUUAUACAUAUAGGUUGUUUGGAUCUUCCCAUUAAUGUUCAGAUCUGCGAUUAAUCAGUCUAUCUGGGCAUCCCAUUGUACAAGCCGGGUUAUAUCUGAACUCAGUUUCGAAGUGGAUUGUUGUGACUUUAUGUCCGGCUUUUUAUCACGUGAUUUAUCCACCAAUCAAAAUACGAGUUAUACAAUCUUAGCACUGUACCAAAACCAAUGACGUUCAACCGGUAUGAGCAGCCUAGCGUCCUUAUUGGUCCUAUGUCCGCCUAGCCCGUCCACUUGAGUCCAAAACACCAAUACCAGCUUCCACUAUGCGAAUCGAAUCAUUUAUUUCGGACAUACUGGGUUUAUAUAUCAACCAAACAGACCGCAACGCACCAUAAAAUAGGAAAUAACAUUUGUACACAAUAAAGCCAAAAAGUGGCUGUGAACAUGGGAGGCAGUAGUUAAUAAACUGAACAUAGCUGAAGAACAGUAAAUCGUACAAUAAUAAAUCAUAGGUCAAAAUAAAGCUUAUAAUAAGAGGAAUAUGAAUAUACAUAAUCUAAUUAUUGAAUAGUUAUACUAUAAGAAUAUAUAGAUAAUAUUAGUCGAUUAAUAUGUCUCAGAAGUUACUCGUGAUUUAAUCUUCGCUCAUGGAUAAUGCGAUGUUUGUAGUGAAAGGUACUGGAUAAGAGUUCCUGAGUGGACAUUAACUCCGGAAUCCUGGUACACCCAGCUUAAGAGUUUUAAAUAGAACCAAACGUGUGUUAUGGAUCCCACUGUUAGCCACUAUUCAUCUUUGCUUAAUAUUGAUGUUUACAGGUUGUUUGAAUACGGAACUCUACAUACAUUGUUUGUAUUACCAGUUUAGUUUACCAAUAACGACUUCUGUGUAAUGAACAGACUACUCCGUACCAGUUUCUGAGAAUCUUAUCAUAUUAUUAUUUUACCUUGAGAGGUUAUUGUGUAGAACAUAUUGACUCUUUAGAUUACAUUAUCAACGGACGAAAGUGAAAGCUUUUGGCAGCAGGGUGAUUAUAAAUAUGUUCUACCGAUGGGUGAUGGUAAGGUCCCAGAUCUGAAGGGCUUACCGGCUAUUUUGGAUUAUCCUGUUCAGUCAGUUAUUUGUAAACCUUCUGAUGGCCAAACCCUCAAAAACACUGGGAGUGUAAUUUUGUCAGGCUAUGCAUUCAGCGGAGGUGGGCGUGGGAUCAUUUCCGUUCGCAUUUCUUCGGAUGGUGGCAGGUCUUGGUACCAAGCGAAAUUGUCACCAGCCAGUCCUCCUGCAGCAGGUGAUGUAACAGACAUAGACAAUCCUCAUUCUUUAAAAAACCGGAGCGUGAAACAAUGGGCGUGGACAAUAUGGACUGUGGAGGUUCCUAUUCCAAGCAAGUGUUUAAUAAUGCUUACAGAUGUUUUUGUCUGUCUUACUUUCAUAGUUCAGAGAGCUGUGACUGUGGUUCGGACAGUUUUAGGUGGGAAUUUGUGUACAUAAUUAUCGAUAACCACUAUAAUAUUUGUGUACUUUGGGACUUAGGUUUGAACGCCCACUAUCAAGACAUUUCCUCAUGAGCUUAAGAUCUCUUCAGUCACUUGAACUUGCAUAACCGCCUGUUAUCAUAGUCCCUAAGAUUUCCGGUGCAGCUCUCGGUGUAAUGCACAAAAUGUCCAAAUAUACUGGGUUGCACUAAGCUGCGGUUGAGUUUGUAUUGUGUCGUACUUUUUGAUGUAUAAGGACUUAAGUCAUUCCUUGCAUCUUUAUGCCAGACAUGUAUUUUACAGACUCUGAUAUUAAGUGAACGGAGAUAUUUUUCGUAGUUCUUCCUACAGUCUUGACUACGUUUAGUGUUUGAUAAUGCGGAAUUGAUGGCGAUGGUAAGUAAACGUUGACUAUGGUUGAGACACUAGAGUUUCCACAUUUGGGACUAAAACCAGAAGCUGCUGGCGUUUAACGGUUUGGUUAUAUAAUAUCACGUUCCCGGAACCAGUAUAAUGGUGUGAUGCUGUAUGACUUUGGAAUCUAGCGAUUUAAAAAUAAUUUAUUCCAUGCAUACUGUUCGCAUUGCUCAAUUAAAAAUUAUCCGUCAUUUUAAUCACUGGUGUCUCGUAAUCUAAAAUAGAUUGUUUUUUGUAAUUAUUUUUUUGCAGAAGAUAUUCGUGAAGCAGAGUUUGUGUGUUCGGCUGUUGAUAGCUCUUACAACACCCAACCGGAAUUCUGCUCAGCUACUUUAAACAUUCGCGGCUUAUUGUCAAACUGUUGGCACCGAAUUAAUGUUAAAUUCGACGCUUCAAGCUGAAAAACUUGAUUUUGAUUCAUGAUUACUUCUAUGCAAGAAUUAUUUUGAUUUUUAGAUAACGCUUUUGUGUUAAAAUAUAUUUUAUAUUUUUGGAA
Messenger RNA from Schistosoma haematobium, 5759 nucleotides. RefSeq lists its product as uncharacterized. Gene Ontology annotation, cellular component: mitochondrion. Lineage: Eukaryota; Metazoa; Platyhelminthes; Trematoda; Strigeidida; Schistosomatidae. The transcript has 9 exons. Bases 656 to 1912 code for a protein of 418 amino acids. Gene Ontology annotation, molecular function: oxidoreductase activity; heme binding. The record is from RefSeq and is a predicted model, not a curated record.